Bursaphelenchus xylophilus (pine wood nematode) is the source of this 1441-nucleotide messenger RNA. NCBI's taxonomy places the organism in Eukaryota, Metazoa, Nematoda, Chromadorea, Rhabditida, Aphelenchoididae. The record is from the annotation of a GenBank genome assembly.
AUGGGCAGGGUUUCUGCGGCUCCUCGUUCCCCUGCCUCUCUCGUCUACUCGAACAGUCGACCUCAGCGCGAACUGAUCAAGAUGAGUGACCGGUCGGCAGGGGUCAGUCAGGUCGCGGGCCUACACACUCUCGCUUUUACUGCCGCCAUUCAACAGAUCGCCACGGCACCCAAAUAGAAGGGCGGGUUGGUCUUAGAUGGCCACUCUGAUCGACGCCAUCGCUCUCGCGAGACUGCGCCCUUUGACCUCGACAUCAUAACCUCUGCUGACCUCUUCUAACAUUCCGCAACAUCGUCUAAUGGAAUCAGUGGUUAACUUGGACUCUCUGGCUAAUAUGAAAUUGCCGUGUCUUCAGUCUUCCACGAUUGAUAUGACAACUGUGACGCACUCGUCCUUAGCCAACAACAAUAAAAUUCCAUUGGAUCUGUUGGUAAGUAUAGAAGAGUGAUUUGAACACAGUGCAGUUUCUAUUCGCUUACCUCCAUUGUUUACAGUUUGCCUGCUUGGAAGAGGCCUCAGAAGGUGAAGGGACGGUGGCAAAGAAGUUCCGUCUACAGCCGAAUCCGAUCAGUCCUUUGGAUGUGGCAUCAAGUGCCUCAUCAACAAGUGCUUCGUCGACUCAACACAGCCCAAUCCAGCUGAAUACGCCCGGUCGAUUCUUCUGUUCCAGGUCGAGGAAACCGCCAGAGCCGAUCCCGAGUGAUAAGAAAGUGAGAUACCAAAAAAUUGACCAAAUAACGCUUAGCAGAUUAUUGGUCCUCCUUUAAUAUUAUUUUCAUUAGUAAUUCAAUCUUACUGUCAACAUUUUUUUCUAUCUGUGAGGAUUUUCAGGAUCAAGCUUAUUAUGCAAAAAGAAGAAAAAACAAUGACGCGGCCAAAAGAUCCCGAGAUGCGCGACGGAUGAAAGAGGAACAGACUGCCAAAAGAGCCGCCGAACUCGAACAUGUAAGCCUUAAUUAUCUACCGCUACCUCGGUGUCGGAAAGCGGAGUUUUUGUAAAUUUUAUAAUUAUUUUUGUUUCCAAGUUUGAUUGAUUUAAUUUAAUUCAAGUGUUUUAAAAUUUUAAUUAACUUUUUCAAAUGUCAUCCAACUUGGUAUUUAAUAACCAACAUUGAUCAACACCGUCAUUGGAAAAAAUGUCUUACGAACUGUCCGAAAACGGUUGAGACAACGAGUCUGUAAUAAUCAUGCUCCAUUUCAGGAGAACCAAACUCUCAAACAGCAAUUACAAAGUCUUCAAGAACAACUCUCCUACUACAGAGCCCUUAAAAAUCUGAGUGAUCCAACAGAAGAAAGGGGGAAUGGAGUUCAGAAAGCGAAGGAGGAAGUCCCGGAGAUGGUCAAAUCAGAGCUGCUCCAGAACACCUCAGUUUUGCUGAGUCUUUUGAACAACGCUUCUCUCUUUUCUCUUCAAAGGGAUGAAAAUUUGGGCUCUAGAUAG